GAUUGGGUCAUCGUACGCAACCGAGUCUCUUGCCCACACCUCGCCCCACGCCUUCGUUCUUGAAACUGUCUCUGUUGCUCUUCAUUCUGCUUAUAAGCUACGCGCCGAUUGACUCUUGCCUUACAGCAGCCUGACGACCGCAAGAACACGCGCCCCGCAACCGCAAAUCGAACGAGGUCUGUGUGUACAUCACUGCGCAUCGAAGGGACCCAAACAUGGGUAAAUCACAGUCGAAGCUGUCGCAGCAGGAGCUAGCAGAUCUCCAGAAAGCCACGCAUUUCGACAAAAAGGAGUUGCAGCAAUGGUAUAAGGGCUUCCUCAAGGACUGCCCGUCCGGAAUGCUCUCCAAAGAGGAGUUUCAGAAAAUCUACAAGCAGUUCUUCCCGUUCGGCGAUCCUUCUUCCUUCGCCGACUACGUAUUCAAUGUCUUCGACGCCGACAAGUCCGGUACGAUUGACUUUAAGGAAUUCAUUUGCGCACUGUCCGUCACAUCGCGCGGGCGCAUGGAGGACAAGCUGACGUGGGCUUUCCAACUGUAUGACAUUGAUGGCGACGGCAAAAUCAGCUACGAGGAAAUGCUGGCAAUCGUCGAGGCUAUAUACAAGAUGGUUGGAAGCAUGGUGAAGCUGCCUGAGGACGAGGAUACGCCAGAGAAGAGAGUGAAGAAGAUCUUCAGGAUGAUGGACAAGGACGAGAACGGCAGUCUGGACAUGGCAGAGUUCAAGGAAGGCAGCAAGAGAGACGAAACCAUAGUUUCUGCUUUAUCGCUAUACGACGGUCUCGUAUAGCUGGGUUGUGCUUCCAACAUAAGACCGUUUCGUAACGGAAAAUGUGCGUUCAUAGACAAGUGUUCACGUGAUAUAUACGCUGCGAUGACAUUGAGGUGCUUCUAGGGGAUGGGAGGAUUUUAUUGCAUGCUUAGCAAGUAGGGUAUCUGUAUUUACAUUGAGACUACAAGACUCCGUGCUAGGCAAAUGUAACGUCAUGAUCAAC
Verruconis gallopava is the source of this 993-nucleotide messenger RNA. Its product is annotated as calcium-binding protein NCS-1. The record is from RefSeq and is a predicted model, not a curated record. The transcript has 3 exons. The coding region runs from base 216 to 788 and encodes 190 amino acids. NCBI's taxonomy places the organism in Eukaryota, Fungi, Ascomycota, Dothideomycetes, Venturiales, Sympoventuriaceae. Gene Ontology annotation, cellular component: intracellular membrane-bounded organelle; membrane; cytosol. Gene Ontology annotation, molecular function: calcium ion binding.